This is a messenger RNA of Sycon ciliatum, 2408 nucleotides long. Its product is annotated as sodium-dependent phosphate transport protein 3-like. Gene Ontology annotation, biological process: transmembrane transport; monoatomic anion transport. Bases 177 to 1664 code for a protein of 495 amino acids. Lineage: Eukaryota; Metazoa; Porifera; Calcarea; Leucosolenida; Sycettidae. The transcript is spliced from 15 exons. The record is from RefSeq and is a predicted model, not a curated record. Gene Ontology annotation, molecular function: transmembrane transporter activity. Gene Ontology annotation, cellular component: membrane.
UCCGUAGCGUGAACACGGAGAGAGAGUCGGCCUUGCCGCCACGGAGGGAACAGGAAUAUUUUGGUUGCGCUCCGCUAGUGUAUUACACCGGCGGCGGCACGGUCGGUGACCGUGCUAGCCAGCAGCCAGUGGUAGCGGCAGCAGCAGCUGGAGACUACGAGUACUACCGUACCGGCAUGUCUUUGUCAAGCCAUGGGUCGCAGGACACGGCAACAAGCGGAGCUAGGAUGCCAAGCGAGCUACGGCGGGAUGGCAGUGAUUCUAACCAAUCCUAUGUCAGUUGCUCGUCCAGUCUACGCUACGAGUCGCUGGAUUCCCUACCGCCGAGCACUCCUGAGACGUCUCGCCGCCCUGACGAGCAGGCGUACAGCAUCAACGAUCGAGGCGAGGGCGAAGCCGAGGUAGAGAGUGCUGGAACCAAGACAGCGCCAUCACCGCACCACCAUCUACGAGUCAGUGCCAGCCCAGCAACAGGUAGCGAUGACAAUGACGACGGCACAGGUGACUGUGAUGCAGACGCGACUGUCAUCCGUCGCCAUGGCGGCAAGUCAUGUGACGACGGGCACGGUCUCACGCCCAGCGAGACUACACCACUACUUCACAAUGGAUUACUGGCCCACAGCAAGCGCCACACUACGGUGCGCGGCACGCGCUGGAUUUUCACCGUGGUCGGUUUCUUCCUGUUCACGUUCCUGUACGGCUGCCGCUUCAACGUCAGUGUCGCCGUGGUGGCCAUGGCCGGCAAUGUUACCAAGUCCGCUGAUCAGAAUGGAACAGUCGUUGGACCUGAGUUCGACUGGACCAAACAACAACAAGGUUAUCUGAACUCUGCAUUCUUCUAUGGAUACCUGGGAAUGUCUCUGCCGUCUGGUUGGAUGACUGGUCAGUUCGGUGCACAUCGCUGUAUCUCCAUCGGUAUGUUCAUCAACAGUGUCCUGUGUUUGCUGACACCACUAGUUGCUAGAUGGAACUUUGACGCCCUGAUUGUGCUGCGUGUGCUGCAGGGACUUUCCCAGGCGUGUGUAUUCCCAGGCUAUCACGCUCUGCUUGGAAAGUGGGCGCCGAAGAAAGAUCUCGGACUGAUGGCGUCUUUAGCAGGCUCAGGGUCGUCUUUCGGUCCGAUUCUCGUUUUCACCGCUGGUAGUGCACUGGUGACGCAUGGGUUUGGUCAUCGAUCUUACCUACACUAUUCCGGGGACAACUGGCCAUCCAUCUUCUAUGUCUUUGGUGCUGGAUCUCUGCUUGCCACUAUCCUAUGGUUUACGUUGUGUUAUGAAAGUCCUGCUGUGCAUCCGUACAUAACUAUGGAAGAGAGAGUCAUGAUUGAAACCGACAUUGCCGCCUCAGACAAAAACACCUUGACGCAAUUCACCUUCCUGGACGUAUUCCCACUGACUGCAUUCCUGCCAGCCAGUAUUCGCCGUCGUACCGCCGUGCCAUGGAGAUCCAUCCUGCUCUCUGUACCAAUGUGGGGUAUUACGUUGACGCUGGCCGCUGGUGAUUUCGGCAGCUAUUCGCUACUGACAUGUAUACCUACAUUCUACUAUGAAGUACACCACUUCAACGUCCUCGAUAGUGGUGUCUACUCCCGCCCUGCCUCAGAUUGGUGGCUACAUCAUUGGACUCCUGUCCGGGAUCGUUGUCACGCUACCAAUAUGGCGUAGGAACCUGUCGACAGUAGCCACACGGCGCAUAUUCACUUGCCUCAGUCACAUGGGUACGGCAGUGUUUCUUAUCGGUGCGGCGUACAGCAAGAGCAAGGCAUUGGCCCUCGCCAUGGUGACGGUGGGAGACGCGUGCAUGUCGUUCAUCACCAUGGGUGCGUUCAUCAACCUGGUCGAUCUGUCGCCGCGUUUCGCCGGAGUGCUCCUGGCCUUCACGAACUCGUUCGGCGCCAUCGGUGGCAUUAUCGGCCCGUACAUAGCGGAUGCAUUGACUUUGGAUCCUGAGACGGAUACCCUGAUGCCGUCAAUCCUUUUCUGCACCUUGUCCUCACCCACUUACUGAGGUGUGGUGAGCCCAUAAGUGGGAUCAUUUCAAGUCCACCCUAGUUUGGGGAUUUCAGGGGGUGUCGGCCGUUGGGUGGUUCAAUGGCCAAUUGAGUCAUCUUUCCAAUAUUCCUUUUGAGUCUCUCUCCCCUCUCCCGGGGAGACCCACGUGACCAGUUUUGGCAGUGAGCAAGUACAAGUACAAGUAUGUACGCAGGUGCUCGUACACGUGCGUGCGUUUCUGUAUGUGUUUGCUGGUGUGUUUGCAUGUGCAUGUGAGGGGGGUGGUGGUGGUGCAAUCCCAGCACAAGUUGCUAUGGCGUCUGCUGUAGGAUAGCUAUCAUCGCCUCUGGCGAUGGGCAUCAAAAGGUCCAAAGGUGUGUGUGUGUGUGUGUGUGUGUGUGUGUGUGUGUGUGUGUG